This is a messenger RNA of Mesocricetus auratus (golden hamster), 4971 nucleotides long. RefSeq names its product G protein-coupled receptor 173 (gene Gpr173). Gene Ontology annotation, molecular function: G protein-coupled receptor activity. Gene Ontology annotation, cellular component: plasma membrane. The transcript is spliced from 4 exons. Gene Ontology annotation, biological process: G protein-coupled receptor signaling pathway. The record is from RefSeq and is a predicted model, not a curated record. Lineage: Eukaryota; Metazoa; Chordata; Mammalia; Rodentia; Cricetidae. Bases 1034 to 2155 code for a protein of 373 amino acids.
CUCUCCCUCCACCCCUCCCCCUCUUUCUGGCGUCCAUCCCCUCCCCAACACCACCUCUGCUGCUGCCUCUGGCUGUGGACCUGCACCUCUUCUCCAUCCUCGCCAGACCGGGAGAGUGGGGUUAGCCUGCAUGAGAGUGUGCCCCUAACCUGGGGCCCUCCCAGGCCAUGGCUCUUGUGCUCCCAGUGAGGAGUCCAGGACCCUGAGCAUCUGCUAGAAGCUUGGCAGGGUCCCCGCUGGGACCGUGUCUUCUGAGGACAAAAGGCUGCGGCCAGCAGGCAGACUGGGUGGGGGGUGGGGGGGAACCGGCAGCCAGGCAGGCAGACCAGUAGCGGAGCCAGCGCUGGCCCCCUCCCAGACUGGCGGUGGCAUGAAGAUGGGGGUGGGAGUGUGUAGCGGGAGAAGCACCUACCAGGACCCCCACCUGCCCGUUACUUGGGCACCCCAAAGCUGUGUGCUGCCCACCUGGUGUUCCCCAACAUCUCCAGCUCUACCAAGUGCACCCCUCUGGCACCUGCUUCCUCUGCUGCCAGCAAUUUAGACCAACCAGGCUGUAUCCACGGCAACAGGAGCAGGAGUGUCACUGGCUGCCAGAUCACUGAGGGUCCCACAAUGUGGCCCGGACUGUGGUUUAUCCUGGUUGAGACAGAGUGAGUCCCCUUCCUGAAUUCCAAGACAGUCCUGCUAAGAGAACCCAGUCUCUACCCACAGGUAACAUACUUUUGCUCACUCACCCUGGAAGAUGUGUCCCAGCUAGUGGGAGGAAGCUGCUAUAGGAAUAGAGGAAGAUACCCAUAUUGUGUUUGGGACCUCCAGAUCAAUGACACAGUAGCCAGAGGUCCCUGUAUCUGGAGGUGCGGGAAAAGCUGGUAUAUGGAGAACAUGGAUUCUACUAGGGACACGGCUCCUAACUACUAGCUCACAACUUUAGUGGAGGUGUAGCUCAGCAAGACAACUGAUGGAGUCCCCCAGGGCCCAUCAAAUACUGGACUGGCCGACCCCCUAGGGUUGGAGGUAGCCCUUGCCCCUCAGUAUGGCCAACACCACCGGAGAGCCUGAGGAGGUGAGCGGCGCACUGUCCCUGCCAUCAGCAUCGGCUUAUGUGAAGCUGGUGCUGCUGGGACUGAUCAUGUGUGUAAGCCUGGCAGGCAAUGCCAUCUUAUCCCUGCUGGUGCUCAAGGAGCGUGCCCUGCACAAGGCUCCUUACUACUUUCUGCUGGACCUGUGCCUAGCUGAUGGCAUACGCUCUGCCAUCUGCUUCCCCUUUGUACUGGCUUCUGUGCGCCAUGGCUCCUCAUGGACCUUCAGUGCACUCAGCUGUAAGAUUGUGGCCUUUAUGGCUGUGCUCUUUUGCUUCCAUGCGGCCUUCAUGCUGUUCUGCAUCAGCGUCACCCGCUACAUGGCCAUCGCCCACCACCGCUUCUAUGCCAAGCGCAUGACACUCUGGACAUGCGCAGCUGUCAUCUGCAUGGCCUGGACCUUGUCUGUGGCCAUGGCUUUCCCACCUGUCUUUGAUGUGGGCACCUACAAGUUUAUCCGAGAGGAAGACCAGUGCAUCUUUGAGCAUCGCUACUUCAAAGCAAAUGACACACUGGGCUUUAUGCUUAUGUUGGCUGUGCUCAUGGCAGCCACGCAUGCUGUCUAUGGCAAGCUGCUACUCUUCGAGUAUCGUCACCGCAAGAUGAAGCCAGUGCAGAUGGUGCCAGCCAUCAGCCAAAACUGGACAUUCCAUGGCCCUGGGGCUACCGGCCAGGCUGCUGCCAACUGGAUCGCUGGCUUUGGCCGUGGGCCCAUGCCACCAACUCUGUUGGGUAUCCGGCAGAAUGGGCAUGCAGCUAGCCGGCGGUUACUGGGCAUGGACGAGGUCAAGGGUGAAAAGCAGUUGGGCCGAAUGUUCUACGCGAUUACACUGCUCUUCUUGCUCCUCUGGUCACCAUACAUCGUGGCCUGCUACUGGCGAGUGUUUGUGAAAGCCUGCGCUGUGCCCCACCGCUACCUGGCCACUGCUGUUUGGAUGAGCUUCGCCCAGGCUGCUGUCAACCCAAUCGUCUGCUUCCUGCUUAACAAGGACCUCAAGAAGUGCCUGAGGACUCAUGCCCCUUGCUGGGGCACAGGAGCUGCCCCAGCUCCCAGGGAACCCUACUGUGUCAUGUGAAGCAAGCCAGUAGGUGAUAGGCAGGGAGAAAGUCAUGAUGACCGUACUGGGAUCAAGAGCAGGGGAAGAGUAGGACCCACACAGAAGCCUUCUUUUUUGAACUUCAGCCCAGGCUCUCAAACCAUCCAUAACUGAGGCAUUUUGUCAACACCUCCCUAGGGGUGGGACUGGGUGAGGAACUGGGAAAGAGGCGUUUCUAGUUUUGUGGGGCUUGUCCUGCAGCCACCUCCACUUCUACAAUCUCAUUUCCCCGUGCCCUCCCUGCCUCUCUAUCCCUCUCCCCUCUCCUAUCUUUCUGAAGGGACGAUUCAGUAAAAGAAAACAAACUGAAAACGCAGGGUUUUUAACAAUAACAGUUGAGGACACAGGCUUUCUUGCUUACAUGCCCCCUUUGACAUUGUCAAGAAACGGGAAAUUUCUCCUGUAAAAUAGAUUUCCAGCGACUUCUUGCCCCCUUGGCUCCCAUUCUAAGUCCCUUAGCAAGACCUGGAUGUUCAGGAAAUACUGACUUAAGGCUUCACACAAAAGGGACCAAAUGGGGUGCUGCCCUCCUGGGGAGCAAGGAUGUUUAAAUUGCUGUGUUGUGUGCGAUGUUGUUUUUUGGCUAACCUUGAUCCCAAGCCUGGUCUCCUAUCCCUCCCUACUGUGUCCAGAUUUUGCAGGUGUUUCUUGAGGCUCUGUUUGAGAAGCCAAGAGCAUACAGAGCAGGGCCUCCAUGAUGUGCCCAGGUUAGAUGAAAAGCCGAAUAGUAGAUGAGCUCCUCAACCAAAAUACACCAAACUUAGCUAUACUCUCUCAAGCUUUCUCUUGGAUCCCCUAUCCUUUCUUCCUAGGACUGUACAUCCACUUGUCCCUCCCAGGGAUGACGUGGAUAUAUGCUGACAGGGGAAGUCAUCCAUGGAAGUAUAGGGAGAUGGCUGAACUCUCCAGAGUGGCUGGGCUCCAGAGCCUGGGGUCAGAGCUAAAUUCAGUCCCACAAUUCACAGUUGUUUCUUGGGUUCAAACUAUUCUGAAAAUGAAAAUUUGGGGGGCUUGGUAACCAAUAGUGACACAAACUUCAAGGCACCGUAAAUUUGAGUCUAUUUCUGCCUGACCUCUUUUUGUCCCCCACCCCCACAGGCCCCCCAAACAUCCUUCCCUGCAGUUCCUCCUCCCCCCACUCUUACCUAUACCCAAAGUGGAGCAGACUACAUCCAAAUUCCACAGUUGGAAGGUCCCAAGCCUCUUUUCCAUGGACAGAGACCACUCCGGGCUUACUUCAAGGCCACUUCUGUAGAAUGGUGAGCCAAGUCGGAACUCUUUGCCUAAGUUUGGGGCAGUGAUCUCUCCAUCCCCUUUCUUUCCUUAUAAACUCCUGUCCUAAACUCCACUUCUACCCCAGCCCUUAAACUGAGGAAGCCUUGAUCUAAAAGCAAUGAAGGGGGUGCUCUAGACAGAUAUUGGUGAGCCUAGUUUUGGAGUGGCCCUGGAAAAGCAGGUCAGAGUAGCUGAGAGGCUGGGAAUGUGUGGGGGUGGGUGGGGCUGUUCUCUCAGUGAUGAUGAUAGGAAUGCCUUUCUGAGGGCAGGGGUGAAAAGACCAAGGUGGGAGGGCAAAUAGGGUAGACUCAGGAGGGUUUCCUCCAUUUCCUUUUUCUAACUGCCUGGAUUCAUCAUUGGAUUUUGUAAAUGGAAAAACUAAAAUGAACAAUGUUAUAUUGGAUGUUCUCUCUCUCUCUCUCUCUCUCUCUCUCUCUCUCUGUCUGUCUCUGUCUCUGUCUCUGUCUCUGUCUCUGUCUCUCUCUCUCUCUCUCUCUCUCUCUCUCUCUCUCUCGUUCCUGUGUGUGUCUGUGUGUCCUAUCUGUAUAUGAUCACAUGUGAGGAGGUAUGAUUGAGUGAGACAGUGUGUGUCUGUGUGACUGUGUGUGGACAGGAAACCCUGAGGAAAACUUGCCUGGUACACAUAUGUAAACAUACCUAUAUAUGAGGAAAUGGAGUAUAUGCACGUGCACACACACACAGACACACACACACACACACAUGACGAGGAGACACACAAAGGAGGAGAGGAGACAAAACUUAGUAUGUGCCUGCAGCAGGAAAUAGAGUGCUUAGGAGAUGGAACCUGAAAUUUUUUAUGUAUGUAUGUGUCAAGAGGGUCAAUUCCCAUCUCAUAAGAUUGUCUUCCCUUGGCCCAGCUUCUGAGCACCAGGUGAGGAGAGGAUAGUUUAGAACCCAAUCUCUUCCAAAUGUCUCAAGAUACAGUCCCCACCCCAAAAUUCAAAUAAAGUCUUUCUGAAAUUGGACCACCAUGGAAAUAGGAACUGGGAAUGGAGGGGGGGUCAAACAUGGAAGUAAUAGGGUUAAGAAAUGGCCCCCUGCAAUGUAAUAGCUUUCAGAGGAACUGGUCAGUCUGAACUGGGAGUUCUUAAGUUUCCACUGUAUACAGCUGGAACUUUGUUCAGCUUUGACUAAAUUCAGAUAGGAUGACAUGGAGAAAAAGCCCAAGUCUGGGGGUCUACCCAGCUGCCUACUCCCUAGGCGCUCAAUUAAUUUACUAUUUAUUUACUUAUUCCUUCAGGUGCACAGAAUUGAGCUGACCAUAUUCCUCAGUUCUUAGCACACUAUAUCAUCAUUGAUCCAUGCAAGGUCCUUUUAUUAUUUUGUUUUGUCCCCUUCAUCACCAAUCCCAUCCUUCCCCACCCCACAUAGGCACCACUCUUCUGUAUUUAAUGUGUGUCUUUCCAAACCACCGUUCAUGUGUUUAUUUAUUUAUGUGUAUCUGUGGAAAAUAUAUGGUACUGGUGUUUUAAUUUACAUAAACAGUAUUGUACUAUAAA